Messenger RNA from Sitodiplosis mosellana (orange wheat blossom midge), 1376 nucleotides. RefSeq names its product DNA-binding protein Ets97D-like. NCBI's taxonomy places the organism in Eukaryota, Metazoa, Arthropoda, Insecta, Diptera, Cecidomyiidae. The transcript is spliced from 3 exons. Gene Ontology annotation, cellular component: nucleus. Gene Ontology annotation, biological process: regulation of transcription by RNA polymerase II; cell differentiation. Gene Ontology annotation, molecular function: sequence-specific DNA binding; DNA-binding transcription factor activity, RNA polymerase II-specific. The record is from RefSeq and is a predicted model, not a curated record. Bases 176 to 1135 code for a protein of 319 amino acids.
CAUUUGAAUGUUAUAUUUGCUGUAAUUUGAAUGGUUCAAUUGACCGGAUAAGCGCCUUGACCGGAAUGCACAGAACACUCAACGUAUUUCUUUGCACUGUACUUUUUUAGCACGUGCUUUGAACAAGUAAAUUCCUAUUAGUUUUUUUUCGGAAGUUGGACGUAUAGCUUACAAAAUGGAACCAAAUCCACCGCAAUUAAUGGACUUCAAGAGUGUUCAAGAGAUUGACGAGAAAGUGUUAACGCGUCAUAUUUUAAUGAAUAUUGGCAAUAAUAUCAGCACAUUGCGAAGUGCACUUCAAGUUUCGGUGCCAGACCAUGAUUUGUCGGACUAUGAAAUUUGGUUGCAAGAUUACAAGAUGCUUGAUCAAUCGCAUACGCUGGCCGAUGAUUGUUUUACCGAUGACGGUUCGGUACAAGUAAAUGUGGAAAUUUUGAUUGUUAAAAAACGGAUUACCAUCGUCGAUGUCAUUCAACCAUUGGAAGAAAUGACUCGACUAACUGAACAGCAGCCCGUUCCAAGCAUCGAUACGAAUGAUGCAGCACAAGUUACACAUGAUAUUGACAAUUUGGACGGUUCUGAUGACAAAAAGCUGAAUCAUUUUCCAGCCAAUAAGGUGGUUCAUUUUGUCGACAACACGGUGACUUCAUCGGCUAAGGCUACAAAUCGAAUUCCGAAGAAGCCAGUCAAAUACAUGCGAAUCGAUCAAAUUGGUUCUCCCAAACCAGUGGAGAAAUGUGGAUCAAACAAUGGAAGCAUUCAACUCUGGCAAUUUUUGUUGGAGUUGCUCACGGACAAACAAUACGCCAGCAUCAUCCAAUGGAUUGGAAAUGACGGCAAAUUUAUAAUGACUAACACAAAAGAAAUCGCCAGACUGUGGAGUGAACGGAAGGAAAAAAAGUGCCCGAAGAUGUGCUAUGAGAAUCUUUCGCGCAGUCUGCGCUACUAUUACGAAAAGGAGGAAAAUGCGAUCAUAACCAAAGUUGGAUGCGAGAAAUUCGUGUACAAAUUUACAAUAGCCAUCAAAGAUAUGUUGGGCUAUGACCCGCAGCAGCUCAGUGACAUGGUAAAUGGACGAGAAAGGGCGCCACGCCAACGACGUCAUCCAAACUAUGACAUUAACGAUGAACAAUAACCAUUUUCUAUAUUUAUGACCAAUGAAUCAUAUCGAUUGAUAGACAGUUUACUGAAUGGAUCAGUAGAACUGAAGAAUCACAUUAUUUUUUAAUGAUAUUUAUUUAAUUCUAUUUAUUUACACCGAUUGCCUAUGAGCAAUUUGAUAUUUAUUGAAAUAUGGAAAGAAAAUAUUCCCAAAUACUUUAUACAAUUUGGAUAGUAUAAAUAAAAUUGAAAUCUUCUGAAAAUUUCAUUUUGUU